AUGGUGACAUCACUCAUUCCCAGCUCGAACUGGGGCUUGCUCUGGGCUGUCCCGCUCCUCUUCACAGUCUAUGUCAGCAUCAACAGGACGAUUCGCAUAUACAAAAACUACAGCAAGGUUGCGCAUCUCAAGAACGAUAUUCCAAUCGUAAUUGCGUGGUGGACUUAUCAAGACCCUCUCUGGAUGCUCAUCGGCCCAGUCCUCUUCCCACGUCUCUACACAACUUUUCCAUUCCUCGAGAACACCUGGCUCCGCUGCUCCUAUCUCGGAUGGACCAACUACGACCGUGGACGUAUCCACGGUCCUGAUGCUCUCGGCCCGGCCUUCAUCCUCAUUUGCCCCAACCGGACAGAGUUCUACACUACCGACCCCAACACAUCUUUCGAGGUCUCCAAGGACUGGAAGACGUAUACUAGGCCUGGCGAUUUGUACCAGGUCUUUGACAUCUUCGGCAAGAAUGUCAACACCGUCAAUGGUCCAGAUUGGCCGCGUCAUCGCAAGAUCACAGGUGGUGCCUUUGAGCGGCAGGAAGUUCUGAGGUCCGUUUGGGAAGAGGCACGGAGACGAGCUUCGGAGCUGGCUACCACACUAGUGCCCGGAAGCAAAAGCGGCGGUCUGGAGACCGACGAGGCAGCCACUGAACUCAACAUGACGCAGAAUAAGGCUCAUAUGUCCCUGCUCACCAUGUCCGUCCUCUCGGUUGCCGCCUUUGGCAAAGCGGGAUACAGUGCUGCAGAUUCCAAGGACAAGUCACUCGGUCAAUUGGAGCCAGGCCACACUUUGACUUACUUCGACACUGCUCGCUUGAUGUUCGAAAACCUAAUGGGAGUGAUCGUCUUUGGCAGUACCAGCCUGCCCCGAUGGCUGCUUCCACCGAAGAUCAAGCAAGUCAGAGUUGCCGUCGACGAAUACUCAUUGUUUCUGAAAGAGCUGUUGAACAGAGUGUAUGAGCAGAAAGAGGUCAAUCCAGGUGCUCUGGACGGUAACGACUUGGCUAGUGCGAUCGUGCGGGCGAAUGAGGCAGAGAAGACGGCCCACGCUGCGUUGCAGAAAGCUGGAGACAGUAGCGUUGGACCCAGUUCCACAAAGCCCUACCUGACCGAAUCGGAGCUGUAUGGAAAUAUGUUUAUGUUCAACAUUGCUGGAUAUGAGUCGACUAGUAUGGUAUUGAACUUCACAAUUGCGUAUUUGGCCAAAGAUGAAGCCCUUCUAAACUGGGUGAAAGAGGAGGUCGACGCCGUGGAGAAGGAGUUGGGUGGGCUAGAAGACUAUGAGGCAUGUUUCCAGGGGCUAGUGAGGACAAGAGCCUUGAUGUACGAAACUCUCCGUUUGCACGUCCCAGUCGCCCACCUCCCGCGCCUCACUCCACCAGAUCAGUACACUACCAUCACGAUUCCUCAUCCCAAGCGUUCCGAGAAAGGAGAACACCUCUCAAUUCCCAUCCCACCCAACUCUUGUGUCUCCAUCCCCGCCGUCAUCGCGGGCUACCUACCCCAAAGCUUCGCGGAACCCUACACAUACGACCCACGACGAUUCAUCGCAGGAGCUGGCAGCACAACGACCACGCAAGUAACACUACCAAUCGCGCCAGCACCAUCAUCAUCUCAAAAUACCCACUUCCAGAAAGGCAAAGAGACCCUCCUUUCCGAAAAGACUCUGGCCACCCAGACCGCCUACCAACCCUGGCUCUCCGGCCCACGCGCCUGCCCCGGCCGGAAGUUCUCGCAAGUCGAGUUCGUCGCCGUGAUCGCCACUCUAGUCUCUCAAGGCAUCCGCAUCGGCCCUCGGGGCAAGGAUGCAGCAGAGAGGGAACGGGAAAGGGAGAAGUUGAGCGCAGGGGUGGAGGAUGUGGUGUUUAACAUGUCUGCUGUGAUGAGGCGGGAGGGAGAGGUUGGGGUAAGGUUCUAUCGCGAUGGGUGA
Molecule: messenger RNA, 1920 nt
Organism: Cyphellophora attinorum
Lineage: Eukaryota; Fungi; Ascomycota; Eurotiomycetes; Chaetothyriales; Cyphellophoraceae
Exons: 3
Coding region: 1-1920 (639 amino acids)
Molecular function (GO): monooxygenase activity; oxidoreductase activity, acting on paired donors, with incorporation or reduction of molecular oxygen; iron ion binding
Source: RefSeq, a predicted model, not a curated record